Molecule: messenger RNA, 1110 nt
Organism: Metarhizium brunneum ARSEF 3297
Lineage: Eukaryota; Fungi; Ascomycota; Sordariomycetes; Hypocreales; Clavicipitaceae
Source: RefSeq, a predicted model, not a curated record
AUGGGUGUUACAUUGCGCAGCCGGUCCUCCCGAGACGUCAAGUUCCCGAUUGUCUGCACUGCAGACAUCGAUUCCCAAGCCUUGAGGGACCUCCUCUCCCACGAUGUACUCGUACUGGUAGCCAAAAGGGAUCUAUCAGAGCUGAUAUCGAACCGAGAUGACGAUAAGCUUGACUCGUUCGCAACUCCCUUCACCGCAGAUCUCCCAGAUGCCUACGAUUCACUCGGUGAAUUUAUGGACGCAGCCAAGUCGAGACAACAUGGCGACAUUAGCCAUAAAUCGUUCGUCAUUCUUGACGAGACGACAGCGGAAGAUGGGAAAACUUGCCAAAUCGCAGUAGAUGGACGAGAAGACGAGCAGAGUAAUGAAAUCCAAAUUGCUUUCCGGUGUGAACUAGCAUCCGCCACCCACGGCCUCGCAGCCAUCGAAGCAGCUUCAGAAAAUCAGCUCAAAAAAGUUAUACGCGACCUGCGAAAUGAAGCCGCAAUGGUUGGCGGAGUUUGGAGCAAGCAACGGGUGGAUGAGUUUCGAUCCAGACCCAACCGUAUAAAUGUCGGCGACUACCCUCCCCAUGAAAACUGGGACGGAGGUAGCGGGCCAGAAAAUCCAGACACGGACAUUCCCUACUUUCCCAUCUUCCAAACCGCAGAAAUCAGCCUCGAGACUCUAAACCAAUUCCUCAAAGAGACUUGUGACCAGGACUGGGGCGACGAAGACAUCGCAGGACCCUCCAUGGCCUUUGUUACUUCCAUCAGCGAAGCACCAUUUCACUCGGGUAAAGCAGACACGCACCUAGAUUCAGCGCCUAAAGUGCCAUCCGUCCUAUUUGGAGCCUCGGCCGUUGAAUGCGAUGCCAUUGUGCGCAGUCGCUUCCCGGGUGGAUCAGAGAUGAAUUACAACUUGUUCAUUGUUCUAGAUGAGCUUACUGAGAAGGAAAAGACGGUUCUUGUUGCGGCGAACAAUGAGCUAGAUGGCCAGUUGCUGCUGGGAAGGACUGACUUCCAGUCCGCUUUGACUGUCUUGGUGGCGCCUUCAGAUACCAGCUUAACUGUAGAUAGCCAGAUCAACAGUGCUGUCACCGAGGGCUCGGGCAUCAUAUAUGAUGACUGA